Cicer arietinum (chickpea) is the source of this 2152-nucleotide messenger RNA. Its product is annotated as probable apyrase 7. NCBI's taxonomy places the organism in Eukaryota, Viridiplantae, Streptophyta, Magnoliopsida, Fabales, Fabaceae. Gene Ontology annotation, molecular function: nucleoside diphosphate phosphatase activity. The record is from RefSeq and is a predicted model, not a curated record. Gene Ontology annotation, biological process: nucleoside diphosphate catabolic process. Gene Ontology annotation, cellular component: membrane.
UUAAAAAAAAAUUGGCAUUGAAGAUGUGAAAUAGUAGAAUUCCCAAGAGAAGGAAAAUACUUGAAAUUUGCAUUCUCCCAUCCUCAACCCCGAUCUGUUGCUGGGUCCUUCACGAGUUCUGUAUCAACCAGAUUAUCGCGGAUUAUGAUCAAAGUAGCACCUGCUUCUUCUUUAUCCAUUUUUCGGUUCUGCAGUGCAAGUUGCAGUCUAAGUCUUCUCUCUCAGGUAAAUUCAUUUCCUACAGUAUUCUAUAAGCUACAUACAGAGAGAUAUAUAGCUAGUAAAUGUUGCAAGCAAUCAAACUCGCUGUUCUGAUAAUAAAGGGGUUGACUCCAAUUAAUUCGUUUCUCUAAUGGAAGUUCCCAAAUCCCCUUCCAAAGACAAACGAUUCGUCACCAAACAUAAAUGGUUGUUUAAAAUUGUCGCAGUUUUUUUCAUUGCGAUGCUGUUGUUUCUGGGAUUCUAUCUUGAAUCUUAUAGUCGGAAACCAAAUGCGUCGUCGUAUUACACUGUUGUUAUAGACUGUGGAAGCACAGGGACACGUGUUAAUGUUUAUGAGUGGAUGCUUGGGAGUGUUGUAGGUAAGACAAAUUUACCAAUUUUGCUACAUUCAUAUCCUGAUAGUAAUAACAAUGUAAUAACCAAAAAGAGUUCACUUUGGAAAACCUCUUGUCAAUAUCACUGUAUGCAAACCGAACCCGGGUUAGACAAAUAUGUUAAUGAUUCUUUAGGUGUAAGACAAGCUUUGGAGCCUUUGAUUGUAUGGGCAGAAAGUUUAGUGCCGCGUGAAAUGCACCGUGAAACGCCUAUUUUUGUUCUGGCUACUGCUGGACUGAGGAGGAUUCCGAAGGAUGAUGCUUUUCGGGUUUUGAAGGAUGUUGAAGCUGUUGUGAAAGAUCACUCUUUUAUGUUUGAUAUGAGGUGGAUAAGGGUUUUGAGUGGGAGGGAGGAAGCUUAUUAUGGUUGGGUGGCUUUGAAUUACAAAAUGGGUAGCUUUGAUGAUCAUUCUGGGUCGCCCACUUUGGGACUUGUUGAUUUGGGUGGCUCGUCGUUGCAGAUUGUGGUGGAGAUAGAUCGUGUUACUGGGGACAAUGAGCACGUGAUGAGACCAGACUUCGGGUCAUUUGAACAUAGGAUUGUGGCGUAUUCGUUGCCUGCAUUUGGAUUAAAUGAAGCGUUUGAUAGGACUGUUGUUAUGCUCAGAAAUAAUCAGAGUGUAGAAAGAAGUAGAGGUGCAUCUGAACUCAGACAUCCUUGUCUGAUGUCUACUUUUGUACAAAAUUAUACCUCUGGAUUUGAUGCCACUGACCAAAAAAAUCAUAACCAACUCCAGAAAACCGAACUUCAUUCUCUAAGUCUUGUUGGGAAACCGAAUUGGGAACAAUGCAGAGAAAUAGCUAUUGCUGCUGCUAUGAACUUGAGUGAUUCCCAAGUGUCACAUCAGGCAGUUGGUGCAAAUUGCCAAACAAGUUUAUUUUCUGGCAUUGGCACCGGUGUACUUAAUUCAACAGCUGUUGCUCACCCAACAAAGCGAUUUCAUGCUUUAUCUGGUUUCUUUUUUGUCUACAAUAAGCUAAAUUUGAGGCCAAGAGCCAAUUUAACAAUGAUUUGGGAGUCAGGCAAGCAAAUAUGUUCAGAUUUAUGGGCUGGUUUGAGCAGUAUUUCAGAAAAUCCAAAUUAUGCUGGACAAUUUUGUUUCCGGGUGGCUUAUAUGGCAUCAUUGAUUGACUAUGGUCUAUGUCUUGGUGACAUAGAAAUGGAAUUUGGUCCUGGUGAUGUGUCCUGGACAUUAGGAGCUGCAUUGGUUGAAGGGAAAUUUGAAUGGUUAAAUAUUUCAAGCCACAAAUCACAUACUAUAAUUUCAACUUUAAAGAAUGUGAAGGUCUUAUCUUCUUCAACUUCUCUCUUUGCUGUCCUUCUGUUGCUCUUAUUGAUUGUUUAUUGUAGUCAAAUCAAGUUACCUAUGCCAAGCAGAAGGGCUUCUGCUCCUGGCUUAUCUUUGCCAUCCUAUACUCAAACAAGACAUCGAGCUAAAUAAUAUUUCAGCAUACUUGUAUCUUUCCUUUGCCAUCCUAUACUCAUUUUGAAAGGACAUGAUACUGAAGAUUUUAGAAACCAAUGAUAUUAUAUAGGUAUACUCAAUUUUUUUAAA